Rhipicephalus sanguineus (brown dog tick) is the source of this 4211-nucleotide messenger RNA. It is a transcript of the gene Cad96Ca, whose product is annotated as tyrosine kinase receptor Cad96Ca. The transcript has 13 exons. Gene Ontology annotation, biological process: protein phosphorylation; positive regulation of kinase activity; homophilic cell-cell adhesion. NCBI's taxonomy places the organism in Eukaryota, Metazoa, Arthropoda, Arachnida, Ixodida, Ixodidae. The record is from RefSeq and is a predicted model, not a curated record. Gene Ontology annotation, molecular function: ATP binding; calcium ion binding; transmembrane receptor protein tyrosine kinase activity. The coding region runs from base 356 to 2224 and encodes 622 amino acids. Gene Ontology annotation, cellular component: signaling receptor complex; membrane.
ACGUGACCCAGGAGGAGAGGAGAGAGCUUCCUCCGCCAAAUUACAGCGUUCGACGACGAGCCAGAGUGCGUGGAAGGUGCGUUCGGCCGGCCAGCUAGCUUCGGCGGCCUUCUUUGUCGUGGUGCUUCGCCGAUGACCCAAUGUUCCCGGCUUGGCGCAGUGCCAUGAGGACUCGGUGGAACUGCGGUGCCGUUGGCUGAUCAGGCGGCAGCCGCGGCCCAGAAUCGGCAGCGACCACCACGCAAGGAUACGGCCGGUCGGCGUCAUCGUCGUGCUCAGUGUGCCCCCACCCCCGUGCGUUGCUUCGAAACACGCGCUCUAGCCCGCGAUUGGAGAACCGGCGAACGACGACACGAUGAAGACAGCGUCGGGCGCGUUGGCUCUGCUCGGAUGCGUGCUGGCUUCGAUGCUGCAGUCAGGCACUGGUUUUCCUGGCCAGAAUACACCGCCUGUAUUCGAUUUCAAACGAGAAUGGAUUAUCAGCGAAGACGAGGAUGUCGGAAGUCGAGUGAUGACGGUGCGGACACGAGACGAAGACAAGGACGUGAUCGAGUACGGUAUCGAGCCCGCAGUCUUCCUCGAUGGAUCUAGCUACUUUCGCAUCAAUAAACGCACCGGAGAAGUCUUCCUCACGAGGUCGCUCGUUGGCCAGGCCGGCUCUGAUUACUACCUCUUUAUCACAGCCUACGAUGGUCAUCAAACGGCCAAGAUCGAGGUGUACGUCAAGGUGGUGAAGCCCAGCAGCGGGCUCGACGGGAGUGACCUGCUUGAGCCUCCACCGCGGCCCUUUCCGGGAGGGGGCCCAGGUGGGUCCCCCUCCGGCCACUUUGCCCCUCCCGCCCCUCCGCCCUCGCUGGGCCCCGGCAGGAAGCGUCCCUCCAAGGAGCCCCCGCCGCCUCAGCCUCCCAGACCUCCGGCCGGACCCACCGGCACGGGCCAGGUACGACCAGACGCGGGAGUGGAGGAUCCAGCAGACACAGAGGAGAAAGGGGGCCCUCAUGGCGGCUCACAGGGAACUUCGGGCGGCAUCGACAUGACCUCAACGGUGCUGCCCAUUGUGGCUGUAGUGGGCUUUGCACCACUCGUGGCCCUCUUCUUCUGGCUCAUGCAUCGCCGGUGCCACAGGGAUGAUAAACUGAAGCCCAAAAAGUCCAGCGACAGGCUGGAUAGCAACUUUUCGCACAACUUCGACCUUUCCCCUGCUACACUGUACAAUCCCAGAGCUCGGAGGGCUCUCUCUAACAGAUAUGAACCGGACUUCUUGAGCUCCUUGUCAGAGCACAGUAAAUGGGAAUUUCCGAGGCACCAUCUGCGGUUUAUUGGAAUCCUAGGCGAGGGCUGCUUCGGUCAAGUCUGGAAAUGUGAAGCCAUGAACAUCACUGGAUCUGAGGAGCCAGUCAUCGUUGCGGUGAAGACGCUAAAAGAAAACGCCACCGAAAAGGAAAAGAAGGAGCUUCUCAGUGAACUUGGUGUGAUGAAACUGAUCAACCCUCAUCCCAACGUUGUGACCUUGCUAGGAAGCUGCACUGACCGAGACCCCUUAUUUGUCAUCAUGGAGUUUGUACCUUUCGGCAAACUGCAAACGUACCUUCGUGAGAGCAGAGUAGAAAGGUCGUAUGGAAAUCUGCACGGAAGUAGUAAGCACCUGACAUCACGAGAUCUGACAUCUUUUGCGUACCAAGUGGCCAAGGGCAUGGAAUACCUUUCAUCCAAAGGGAUUAUACACAGAGAUCUGGCUGCGAGAAAUAUCCUUGUCGGAGAAAACAAAACAUGCAAAGUUGCAGAUUUUGGAUUUGCUAGAGACGUCAUCACCAGCCAUGUUUACGAAAGGAAAUCGGAGGGGCGCUUGCCGAUUCGGUGGAUGGCACCGGAAUCGCUUUAUGACAAUAUCUUCACGACGAAGACUGACGUUUGGUCUUUCGGAAUACUCAUGUGGGAGAUUGUCACACUCGGCUCUACACCAUACCCUGGACUGGCCGCUGCCGAGGUGAUGCGACGCGUCCGCGACGGCUACCGCCUUGAGAAGCCUGAGCACUGCAAGCGAGAAAUGUACAACAUAAUGUACUAUUGCUGGGACCCGGAUCCCAACGAGCGACCUUCGUUCAGCGAACUUACUUGCCUCCUUGACAAGCUCCUUGUCAGUGAGAAUGACUACAUUGAACUGGACCGCUUCCCUGACCACUCGUACUACAACAUCACGAACCUCUCCGGUGAAAAGCUUUAAUUGCGUCAUUGGAAGCCGACGGGAUGGCACACUGGUCGUCCGAGGACGUGCGCCGUUGGCGAAGCGGACAGAGAGGGAAGACGCAGGUGAUAGCAAUGGUGGCGAAAAUCGGCGUUCGCCCUGGUGUCCUUCCGAUUACGUUCCCCGUGUUCAUCACGCGGUUAAGCGCAUGUUGAUGUUUGGACUGUGGUAUCUGCAUUGUCAUGCCGGCGGGCGGCAGCUUCACUCACGAGAAGACACGGCUCAGUGCUUCCAGCCAGAACACUUGUAUAAUGCGUGUGGUAUUUUAUUUUUGUGCGUCCGGAAUGGCCGAUUGCUUGCAAGAAUGUGUCAGUGGCGUCAACUGAGAAGUGCGCUGUGAAAUCGAGAACUUUGGUGUGCUACGAUGGCCAGCUUGAUCAUCCGUAGAACUGUACCACUAGAGUGCUCUGGGAUGAUACUCCGGUGUGGGUCUGGUACGGUGCGAAUGUCCUGGAUAGACCGCCAAAGAACUCUGUGCAGAGACAAUACAAAACACGAGCCACCGCGGAGCUAUGUGGCUCGUAGUAACUUGUGGCGUUGACAGGGACCAGCCUGAAAUUACGAGCCAUAUGUGUGCAUGAGGGUUAUGCAUGCCCUUGCUCAUCACUCAUCUCAGGGGAUGCACUGCUGCGCUUGCCGUGCCUUGGGGGUCAUAAAGAAUGCGCUUUUCAGGUACCGGUAGCCUUCAAUGAAAGCUUAAGAGGCUUGCGUUCCGUUUGUUGUUCAGGCACGAGGCGCAAAUUCUCGUUGCUUUUGUUGGAUAUGCCUGGGACUUGAAGCAGCUGCAGUGCACUUGUAUUUUAAUGUAUCAUAAGAGAAAGUUAUUUUUAUUUUGUUUAUGUAAGCACGUUCUCCGCUUGCAUCUUAGGUGUCUUAUCUCAGCGACACUGUUCUAUAAAAAAAUUAAAAAAUAAAGCCCGCUGUUAAGGCAAGUGAGUUCUUCGCGCGAGCGUGGCAAUUGAGUUGAGAUCGAGCCAGCGGCCAUUUCAGCCUCGCAAGGAAAGCAGAGUUCAUGGUUACGAGUAGGUCAUGAUUGCAACAGCUCGACAACACAGCACAAGAGAUCUGUUUCGGGCUAUUCCAGUCAUGAAUCAGUACAACUCGCUAGGUUAUGAAUGAGGAGAACGAGUUUCAGAAUAUGCGCAAAGCGGAUACAGGAUAGCGUAACUGCGCGUACAAAUAUUAUACACUCCGCCUUUCACUGCCUCAAUCCUCCUGUGGGAGGUCACUCUCACCUGCGACGAUCCCUGUCCAGAACUUGAGAGGAACGUAAGAUUUUGUCCAAAUUUGAAAUUAGCUUCACGAAAAAACUACUUCUAGAACAUUCCUGAUUCCUGAAUUAGCUGCUCAUAUUGCUUUACAAACAUGCUGUGAUUAGCUGAAACACGCACACAGGUACAGAAACGCAUUAAUGCGCAGAAUAUAGUAUAUUUACAUAAACGCACAAACAUUCGUAAUUUCGCACGGUAAAAAUUCACUUUCUGGGUCUUCUUUUCUCCUUCUUAAAAAUAUCCAGACAGUUUUACAACAACCUACCUUUUAAGAACUAAAAAUAGAAAAAAAAAGAAGCCCAAGUGUAGAAUAAACGCUUCACUUACAUGCACGCGUGAAAGCAAGCUAGUUUGGCAGAGAAAAAAAUAUACCUUUAUUCGAGGGCACUGAAUAAACGGGUUCGUUGUUUCGCUUAGUGUUUGUUUGUGUUCAGAGAAAUAAAUAAAAAUAUGAGUUUAGCUCUUAAGACAGCACUGAAACAAAAGCAAACACUGAAUUUUCACAUAUUUAUGAGAGGUGCGAAAUAUGGACUGCAUGCUGAAAUGACUUCAUUUCAUCUUUUGUACAGUAGUAACGAGAUUAUAUGCUCUUACAUAUGUGCUUUACUGAUAUUGCAGUGAUGUGUUGAAUGUAUUACAAAAAUAAUUAAUUAUUUGUCAACACAAAUCGCAAAUAAAUUACUAUGUACAAGAAA